Messenger RNA from Phymastichus coffea, 5540 nucleotides. RefSeq lists its product as uncharacterized. The record is from RefSeq and is a predicted model, not a curated record. Gene Ontology annotation, cellular component: nucleolus. Gene Ontology annotation, molecular function: RNA binding; protein binding. Gene Ontology annotation, biological process: ribosomal small subunit biogenesis. Lineage: Eukaryota; Metazoa; Arthropoda; Insecta; Hymenoptera; Eulophidae. The coding region runs from base 623 to 5317 and encodes 1564 amino acids. The transcript has 19 exons.
AAUAACUAUUAAUUCAAUGCAUCAAUCUCAAUUGUUCAAGUGUUCGAACGUUUUAUAGCUAACAAUAAAACAAUUCUUAUGUAUGUAUUGUUAUUGUUGUCCAAUUACUCCUAAACAUAACCUCCCAAGUUUUCGCAAUAGCUUUAGAUAUCAAGACGUCGAUAAAAUAGUUUUCAAUUGUAUGCUAUUAAUUUUACUAAUAUGAAUCUUUUAGUAAUUAAUAUUUUCAAACAACACUUUUAACAAACGUUCUCACGUAAAUGUUAGUUUAAACCAGAUGACAGUAAAAAAAUGGUGAAACAACCGUCACGUCACGAUGUCGCCACAAGUCGAAGUUUAGAUAAAUAGAAUGUGAUACCGGCAAUGCCGGCGCUAACCACGCCCGCUUAGAUGUGUAUAUGAUUGAUGUUGAAUUUUGUUUUGGUUCUACACAGUUUUAUAUUCGUCUCGCAUUUGCACUCACUCCUUCAUAAAUAUAAUAUUCUAUUCGAAUUUCGACUUCACUAAGCGUAAAUACUAAAUAUAAUGGAUAUCCCAUUGUCUGUAUGUUUUGUGUGCAAUAUCACAUGAUCGUAUAUAAAUUGAUGUAACUUUCGUAGGAUAAGACUUAUAAAUAUUAAUCAUGAGCAACAGGAGCAGUGACUAUGCUGGAGGGUGGCCAUGCCAUAUCAGUGAUGACAUACAAACUGAAUCUGAUGAAUUUCAUAAUUCAUCUGAAGAUUCAUCUUAUCACUCAUCGUCAGGAGAAACAACUGAUGAGUUGUGGGCCAAUAAAAAAUAUAUAUUUAUUUCUGUUUAUAAAACAAAAAAUUACAAAGAUGUCACAUUAAUAACAAAUUAUCGUGAACUUCGUAAUUACAGAGAUAAAUAUACAAAGCUGUUAAUAAAGAAUACUGAAAAUAUCAAGAGCAUUUGGAGUAAAGUCAAAGUAAAUAUUCCAAAACAAGGUAUUAUUCCAUUAAAGACAUAUAAAAAGGAAUUAUUAAAAGAUUUCAAAAUCAAAAAUGAAACAGUAAAAACAACCAUUACUGUAUUCAAACAAAAUGAAACUGUAGUUGAUAAAGCUAAAUUACCAAUUAUCACUAAAGAUCAAAAUUCAGAAACAUCAAUAAAAUCUUUAAAUGCACAACAAGUAACUAAUAAAGUUGUAAUGAAUGUUCCAAAUAAAAAUAUAAAAGAAAAGAAUUCUAAUCAAACAACCAAUAGCCAAGAAAAUAUUACAAGUAUAAAAAUCAAAAAUAAUGAAAACAUAUCUAAUCAGAAAAAAAUAGGUAAAACAGCAACCACGGCAGCAAAACCAGCUGAAGCAAACAAAAUUACCUUAGUAAAUGUCUCUACAAAAGUUAAUAAGCAAGAUAAAGGUGCAAAAGUUGAUAUAGUACAUGAUGUAACAAAAUUUGAAUCAGAUCAGAAAAAUAAAAUACAAUUAACAAACUCUACUGUUCAAUUAAAUCCAAAUAAUAAAACUGUAAAAAGUAAUUCCAGUGAACAGGAAUUCAAGAAACCUCAAAUCAAACCUGAUUCAAAAAAAAAGAAAAGUAGUAAAAAUAAUAUUAAAGAAAAUAUUUCUGAAAAUAUAUCAAAUAAAGGAAAAAAAAGGAGUUCAUAUUCCCAAAGUAGUGAAAAUAGUGACAUACAAAAAUAUUUCAGUUCAAUGAAUGAUCAUUCAACUUUGAAAGAGAAAUCUAAAAAUCAAAUUGAAGAAUCAUGUGAUCAUACAACAGAUAGUGACAAUGAAGAUGAGGAAAUUAUUGAUAAUAUGGAUGUAUUAACUGGAAAUUUAAAAGCUAUAAAUGAAAUGAUUAAACCUGUAAAAGAUAAAAAUAAAAGCAAAUUAGUUGAAAUUUCUAAGGUUGCAAAGCAAGAAAAUAGUGAAAAUAAUAAUACUAAAAAAAGUGUAGCUGUAUCACUCGAGAUAAAUAAGAUUGAUUCAUCAAUCUCUGAAAGAGAUUACAUUUUAUAUAGUGAAAAGUUUGCAGAAGAGUCUAUAAACAUGAUACUGGAUAACAAUCUAGAGGGAGGAUUAAAUUCUUUGGUUGAAGCUAUGCAAUUAAAUCCUACUGAUGAUCGUCAUUACUUAAAUCGAUGUUAUUGUUAUUUACGAUUGAAUAGACCUUCCUUAGCUUUAGCCGAUGCUCAUUAUGUGUUACAAACAAGUUCACAUUAUGAUCACAGAUUCAUUGCAUAUCUGCGAGCGGGUAAAGCUUCAAUGGCAUUGCAGAAAUAUACCCAGGCUGAAAAUUACUUUAAAAAUUCUCUUUCUAUAAAGUCGGAUAAUGUGUAUGCUCAGAGGGAGUACAUGCGAUCUAAAAUUUCUAAAAUUACAAGCCUUGGUUACACGGAAAAAAGUGCUGUUUUAGCUUUACGGAAAUAUUCGAAAACUCAACAAGCAAUUAAUUAUCUGGGAAAUUUAAAUAUUAUUAAUAAGAAAGAUAAAUCGGAUAAUAAUUACGAAUAUUUCGAUGACAUCGAGAAUUUGGAUGAUUUAAUUUAUUCGUCAGAUGAAGAUGAAAAACCAAAUUGUACUUCAUUAAUAAACAAUAUACUUAAUUAUGAACCCAUGUCAACUAAAAUGUUUCAUCUAUUGACAAAAUCUGUUAAUAAAACUAAAAAUGUAGACAAUUGUAUUAAGAAGAAUACUACAAGUCAUAAAACACGUACCGGUCAAAUUAUGAACAAAGCAAUAUGGGUUGGAAAUUUAACCAAAAAUAUCACUGAAACAGUGUUGAGAAAAAAAUUCAAACGAUAUGGAAAUGUAGUUUCGGUAUACUGUCCACCAAAUGAAGCAUAUGCCUUUGUUAAUUUCGAAAAAAGCGAGCAUGCGGUAAAUGUAUUGAAAAAUCCUUCUGCUUAUGAAAUAAACGGCCAUAAAUUGGUUAUUCGUCAUGGAAUACACAAAAAAUAUUUUAAUAUGAGAGGUAAAGGUGCUAGAUUUUUUGCAAAAAAACGAAAAUUAAAUUUAAAGAAAGAUAACGAAGCUGAAGAUCGUGUAAUUAAAAAUUUGGAGAAGAAACUCAAAUUUAACAAGAAGAAAAAGCAUGUACCAAAAUCUUUUAUAAAUGAUGGGUUGGAUUUUCUGUUGGAUAUAUGUGAUGAGGAUACGAGAAAAAUUGAAGCAGAAAGUGAGAAGCAACUAUUAAAAGAUGCCAAUUCUGAAUCUGAAGACAGUGACACACAAAGUAAUAUUAAAACCACAAAAAAAUUGAAUUUAAAAAAAAAUCGUACAAAUGUGAAAAAAUUGGACAAAGAAAGUAGAACAUUUGAUGUGCAUUCAAAUUCUGAUGUCAGUGAAUCUGAUAAUAACAGAGAUAUUGAAGAAAUUAAGAAAAGUAGUAAAUUGAAGUGCAAUUCAAAUAAGAAAUGCAAAUUUAAUAGCAUUGAUAGUAACGAUGAUGACUAUGACAGCUGUGAAGAAACUGUACAGGAAAAAUCAAAAAUUAAAAAAAAUAAAAAACAAAAUAAAUCUAAAGUUGUUAAAAAAAAUAAAGUCAUUGAAUUAGCUAAAGGAAAAACGCCUGUUGAUGAAUUUUUUGACAAUGUUAGUGAUGGAUCUAUAGCUGAAGAUGGUUUCGAUGAUUUUGAUGAUUUUGACAAUGACAGAAACUUUAAUUCAGUUGAUUCGGAAAAUGACAAUGAAGCUAAAUCUAAAAAAGAUGAAACUUGGGAGGAUAUAUAUGGUAGAAAGAGGAAUAAACAAGGUGAAGUUAUUAUAGAAAAUAAGAAAUAUGUUGCUCCUGCAUUAAGACUUAAAGAGAAAAGUUCUGAACAAAAUGCAAAGUUGAAAUUACUGAAAAGACAAAUGAAAGGCCUUAUAAAUAGAUUAGCAGAAAGUAACAUGCAUACUAUCAUUUCUCAGCUGGAUACAUUAUACAUGUUAAAUAGUCGAAAUGAUAUGAAUGAAAUGCUUGCCACUUUGAUGAUUGAAUCUAUUGUUGCUCCUGUAAUGACUGCUGACAGAUUUGUAGCAGAACAUAUGAUGUGUAUUGCAAUAUUACAUGCAAAUAUUGGUACAGAAAUCGGAGCUCAUUUUAUAAUGGUUCUAAUAAGGCAAUUCAAUGAAAUGAUAGGUCACACACAGAGUGUAGAAAAUAAGGAACUUGAUAAUUUGGUCUCAAUGAUCUGUAAUUUAUACAACUUCAAGGUUUUUGGAUCAAAACUUAUUUAUCAAAUUUUGGAGAAACUUGCAGAAAAGUUUACCGAGAAAGAAAUAGAAGUAAUUUUGGUAAUACUAAAAUCAGCUGGGUUUGGACUAAGAAAAGAUGACCCUCUUGCUUUGAAAGCUUUAAUUUUGAGCUUACAACAAAAAGCUGCUACAAUGAAAUCAUCAAAUUCUCGAGUUCAAUUUAUGUUGGAUGUAUUACUUGCUAUUAAAAAUAAUAACAUGCAAAAAAUUCCACAGUAUGACCAAAGCCACAUUGAACAUUUAAAAAAAGUUAUAAAAAGCGUUAUCAGGAAAGGAAACAUUGUUUCACAAUUAAAUCUAUCUUUACAGGACUUGUUGAAUGCUGAUAAAAAUGGUAAAUGGUGGAUUGUUGGCUCAGCUUGGUCAGGCAAAGAAGUAGAUAAUAAAUCCAAAAUAUCUGAGGAAAUUAAACCAGCUUAUAGUCAAAAAAUUUUGGAUUUAGCAAAAGCUCAAAGAAUGAAUACAGAUGUGAGAAAAAAUAUAUUUUGUAUCCUCAUGACUGCUGAAGAUUUUCUAGAUGCAUUUGAGAAACUACAUCACCUCGGACUAAAAGAACGGCAAGAAAGGGAAAUAGUUUAUGUCAUUUUUGAUUGCUGUUUGCAAGAAAGUACUUUCAAUCCUUAUUAUGCUGUACUUUUAUUGAAAUUUUGUGAAUUCGAAAGGAAAUAUCAAAUGACUAUCCAAUAUACUUUAUGGGAUAAGUUAAAAAUACUGAAUACUUACACUUCUAAACAAAUAAUGAAUAUGGCUGGUUUAGUGUCCUACUUACUUAUUCAAAAAGGCUUACCUCUUUCAGUAUUAAAGGUAAUUGAACUUGGAGAGUUAAACAAACCAACAAUGAAACUUUUAAAAAAAAUAAUGUUGGACUUAUUACUUCAUGAAAAUGGUGAAACAUGUCUUCAAGUCUUCCAGAAAAUAGCAUCAUCCAAACAAUUGGGUCAAUUUAAAGAGGCUCUAAGACUCUUCAUCAAUUAUUUCUUACUAAAAAAUCUUAAAAAAGACUCAUUGACAGAUAAAAAAAUGCAAUUGUUAGAAAGAAGAAUUGAGCUAGUUGAUAGGCUAUUAAGUGCACAAGACUCGAAGUUACAGCGUUUCAGGAGAUCAUUGCGCUCUGAUCGGUUUGGGACCGCUUAGCCCGCAAAGUUCGUGCGCCAGCAGCGGCAGUGAAGGUCGUUUGGAUGAGGCUUCUGCUAGGCCGCUAUCUACAGGAAUGAGAGAUGUACCAGCAUGGUUAAAGACACUACGUCUGCACAAGUACAGCUACCUGUUUACCAACUUGUCGUAUGAGGAUAUGCUUGAUUUAACCGAGGAGAAGCUUGCCGAGCAAGGAGUAACCAAGGGUGCACGUCAUAAGCUC